CUCUGUUGUGUGAUCUCCUUAGUUGAUGAAAAAAACAAAUGGCGGAUUGGGGUCCGGUGUUGAUAGGAGUAGUCCUGUUCCUAUUUUUGUCGCCGGGUUUGUUGUUUGAGAUACCAGGCAACAAUAGGCCGCUUGAAUUCGGAAGCAUGAAGACCAAUGGAAAGGCCAUAGCUUUCCAUACUAUCCUCUUUUUCGCCAUCUACUCCAUCCUCACCCUUGCUCUUCAUGUCCACAUCUACACUGGCUGAUCGAUUGUAAGUAGUUGUUUUCAAUUGAUCAUGUUUGUGACAUGAUUGGAACAAUUUGAUCUUGAUGAAAAGAAAAGGUUAAUUUCCAGACUUUAUUUAAUCUUGUAUGAUUGCUAGU
Molecule: messenger RNA, 366 nt
Organism: Impatiens glandulifera
Lineage: Eukaryota; Viridiplantae; Streptophyta; Magnoliopsida; Ericales; Balsaminaceae
Exons: 1
Coding region: 39-248 (69 amino acids)
Source: RefSeq, a predicted model, not a curated record